AUGCUGCUGAAUUAUUCCUCAUCCCUCUCAGGAUAUGUUAAACUCUUGUUCCUGGCUGUAGCUGUCCUUGUGGUCCCGGAUCAGGCUUCCCCAGAUGGAUGGACCAGAAAGUGUGAUUAUGGAACUGGCAAUUGCAGGAAACAUUGCAAAGAAAGUGAGAAGAAGAAAGAAAAAUGUGGGUUAAGAAAGCUUUGCUGCAUCCCUAUAAGGCAUAAAUCAUCAAAACUUGCCAAAAGAGAAGAGACAAUACAUAGGGUUAUGAGCCAUCAUGACAAAGAAACACCCACUGCAGAAGUGUCCAGAAAACCACAACCAGGAGUACGCAAGUAUAAAGUGCCUGUCUGA
Molecule: messenger RNA, 345 nt
Organism: Rangifer tarandus platyrhynchus (Svalbard reindeer)
Lineage: Eukaryota; Metazoa; Chordata; Mammalia; Artiodactyla; Cervidae
Source: the annotation of a GenBank genome assembly